Messenger RNA from Fraxinus pennsylvanica, 2034 nucleotides. NCBI's taxonomy places the organism in Eukaryota, Viridiplantae, Streptophyta, Magnoliopsida, Lamiales, Oleaceae. The record is from the annotation of a GenBank genome assembly.
AUGAGUAAAGAAGAGUUCUUGAAGAUCCAGACUUGUGUUCUUAAAGUGAAUGUGCACUGUGAUGGGUGUAAGCAUAAAGUGAAGAAGAUCUUGCAGAAAAUUGAAGGGGUUUACACCACAAACAUAGAUGCAGAGCAGGGGAAGGUGACUGUGUCUGGGAAUGUUGAUCCAACCACACUAAUCAAGAAGCUUGCAAAGAUUGGUAAACAUGCAGAGCUAUGGAGUGCACCAAAAGCCAACAAUAAUCAGCAGAAUCAACUCAAUAAUCAGUUCAAGAACCUGCAAAUUGGCAAUGGGAAAGGUCAAAGUAAGAACCCUAAUCAAAAAGUGGUUAAUCCCCAGCCAAAAGGUGGUCAAAAUCCGCAGCAUCAACAAUUGAAAGGGAUUCAAGAUCCAAAAAUGCCGCCUCAGUUUAUGAAGGACAUGAAAAUGCUGCCCCCUCAAUUAAUGAAGGACAUGAAAAUGCCUUUCAAUGGCAAGGACCAGAACCAGAAGUCUGUCAAGUUCAACGUGCCUGAGAUUGACGAAUCUGGUGACGAUGAGUUUGACGAUUCAGACUAUGAUGAAUUUGAUGAUGAUGAUGAGUUUGAUGAUGAAAUGGAUGACGUUCCGUUGAAUAAGAUGAAACCCGUGAUGGGUAAUGGCCAUGGGGGUGGUCAGAUACCUAAGAUGAUGAUGAAUAAUAUGAUGAACAUGCAGCACCCUCAGUUUAUGCAAGGUGGUGCUAAUGGAGGUAAUAACAGAGGAAAUGCCGGUGGAAAUAGCAAGAUGAUGAUGAAUAAUAUGAUGAAGGGGCAGCACCCCCAAUUCAUGAAAGGUGAUGGUAAUGGAGGCGGCAACAACAGAGGAAAUGCUGGUGGAAAUGGCAAAAAGGGUGGUGGUGCUGGAAACAUACCGUUGCAGGUGAAUGUUGGUGGAAAUAAUGAUGGAAAAUGUGGUGCAAAUUUAGGCAAGAAAGGUGGUAAUGGGAACAACAACAGUGGUAACCAGAACCAAGGAGGAGGAAAGGGUGGCAAGAAUGGUGGUGCUCAACCACAAGAUGGCAAAAAUGGCGGUGGCGAUGGUGGUCAGAACAAGAACGGAAACAAUGUCAAUGGUGGUGGUGGUGCUAAUGGAGCGAAGAAAGGGGGUGGAAUGAAUGAUGGGUUCCAUGGUAUGCCAAAUAUGAUGGCUAUGAAUGCUAUGAAUGCAGGUGAUAGUAUGGGCCAGAUGGGGAAUAUGCCCAUAGGCCAAAUGAGACCUAUGGGUAAUCCACAAAUGGGUAAUUUUUCGGCUGUCCAAGGGAUUCCUACUUCAGCCAUGAAUGGUGGUGGUGGUUUCCAAGGUCAGGCCAUCGAGCACAUGGCCGGGAACCCCCAUUACCAGCAACAAUUGGCGGCAAUGAUGAUGAACCAACAACGUGCAAAUGGAAAUGAAAGGUUUCAACCAAUGAUGUAUGCCCGACCUCCACCUGCAGUCAGUUAUAUGCCACCUUACCCUCCUUACCCGUACCCCCAACAUCCCGGCGAACAACCAGACCAGUACUCAAUGUUCAGUGAUGAAAACACCUCGAGCUGUUCCGUGAUUGCUGUGAACAUUUUUGGCUCUCCUCGGCGAUGUGGUGGCCAGGGUGACAUACUCUCGGGAAGUGUUGCUGUAUUUCUUUCCUGGGCUCGUCAGUGUGUUGCUGAAGGGGGGUGGAGCAUGAGUCCUACGAUUUUGGGGUGCAUUUCUGGGUCAGCUAUACUGAGAAAAGCUGCGGCGCUUGCAUUUGAGAACAAAAGAAGAUCUACCCUUACUAGUGAUAUAAUUGAAUGCUUGGGAGAAAGUUUGGAGGAACUCUGUCCAAACCCUAGCUCAGUUUUGUCUCCUACUCAACAAUUCAUUCAGCGAUUCCAACUACAAGACAGAAAAGUUGAGCACCGAAGGGGGCAGCCUGAUUCAAUUUCAAACUUUUGGACCUUUGUGAAAAUCAAAAGUCUACACAAUAAGCUAGUGAAUUCAAAUGGAUCACCAAGUAAAUGGACAGCCCCAAGGUAUGGGAGUGGUGGGUAG